CAUACUUGGACUGAUUGAGUCUGAUUCACGCAGUUCACCGCUACUUUUAACUGGUUUCUAAAGCAAUACCACAUCAGUUCCUACUUGAAUAAGAAGUCAAUCUUUUACGAAGCAUAUAUAGACAUCAUUGUUAAUAAAACUGCAAACAAACAACAAAGAUACAAGCAAUGAGCAAUAAAACUGGCCAGAAUAGAGGGAAAUCAACUUCGAUGGGGAAAUUUGAUAGUGCAGAAUAUGUGGUUCUCUUAGGAGAUGUUGGUUCAGGAAAAUCUACAUUGGUCGAGAAACUUACCGGGGAGAAGGGAAGGAGUUCUGACUGCAGUACUAGUUGCACGAAGACAUCUGAAGCUGUUUGUGUUCCAGAUGGCAGCCUCAUCAUAUCUGAUACACCUGGAAGCAACCCAAUGGAUGAGGAAUUGGAGCACAAUGUUUGGAUAGCAACAGCAUUCAACUACAAACCAGUCUCAAGGCUGUUUAUUGUGGUUAAAGCUGAGAAUCGCAAGGACAAUGUUAUCCGUAACAUAAGCGAAUACGCAAAUCGUUUCCUGGAACCCGCCGAGAUGGACGUAUUGGGAGUCCUCGUUACACACAUGGAUACGGUGAAAUGGACGGAGGAAGAGUUUAAGCACGACGUAGAAAGAAAACUCGGUAUCGACACAGUUGUCUUCUCAGGUAUGGACACCCAGGGAGACACGUUGCUGAGCAACGUCCUGAAGACCUGCACGAAGAAACACAACCUGACGGUUGAUGACGAGAAUUUUUUCAAAUUUUUCAAACUUCACAGCAACCACAGGGAAAUUCUUCGCUCUACUAGAGAAGAAGUUGAGCAAUUUUCUGCUAUGAAGCAAAAUUUUGAUGAAGCUAGGAAGAGUUACACUGGCAAGGAUCUUGUUGAUCUUGUCUUUGAAUUUCAAGCAUACAUGACUGACCAAAUAGUUCAGGCCCAGCAGAGGUUAUCUGAGAAGAAUAAGUUUACCUUUUACGGCGAUGGUGCGGCAGACGAAGCAAGUCAUGUUGCGAACUUGGCGAAUCAACUUCGAAUGAUACUGUACGAUAUCAGAGUAGAAUGUGUUGGGUAUCAAAGCCAGCAUGGUGUGUCCCAGCUGCGCAAGUGUCCACACUGUGGUUUGAUUUGGACCAAGGUAGAAGGCUGUGAUGGUGCUACAACCUGUGGAAACCGCCCCAGCUCCGUCAACGACAUCAGAGAUUCGGCGUUUUCUGUUCUGGCGACUUUCAGCUUUGAAUGGAUCAAAAACAAGUUUAGCAUUAUCAAGCGUGGAUCAAAGAACGUGAAAUCUGAAAAAAGUUCCUCGUCCAAUUUCGCUGGCUGUGGCAAAACAAUCGACUGGAGUGGUAUGGCUACCGUUGCAGUCCCAGAUGAGUUCAGUGAGACUGUGAAAGUUUGCACAAAUGAUAUAAAAAUGCUUCCCCCUUCUGCAUCUGGUUUCCGAAAACAACUGGCUAACCGGUUACAAACAUGUGAAGUGGCGAUGAAACAAUCGAGCGAGCGGAACAUUUCAUGUUAAAGAAUACUGAAGCAGUUUUAUUUUGUAUUGUAUAUACGAAAUCUGUUCUUAGUUGUCUUGAUAUUUUUGGGAUUUGUUCAUAUUCUCACAACAUCAUAACGUCUUUUGUUGUGUUUUACCUUCGAUUAUUGGCUUUACAUGAUAUCGAAAGUGGAGUAGUGUCCCACAAACUACUUGGGUCUAAAUUGUUUUGUUGUAUUUGAAUGCUUUUCGAACUUUUAAUUAAUAAUAAGCAACAUCUAACAUUUUAACUUGUAGUUUAGCGAUUUUGACUUGAAAUAAAUCUAUAUUUUUGGAACAAAUCAGUAACAUCAAGGAUUGACGCCUGUCCGCAUUCCAAAAGCUCACUCACACUCAAACUCAUUGAGCAUGCAAGCGAUCUUAAUCUUCUCACAGGGUUUCCAUACAUGUAUUUGCAGUCGAAUAAAAACUUGAU
Messenger RNA from Dendronephthya gigantea, 1962 nucleotides. RefSeq lists its product as uncharacterized. The transcript is spliced from 3 exons. The coding region runs from base 168 to 1526 and encodes 452 amino acids. The record is from RefSeq and is a predicted model, not a curated record. NCBI's taxonomy places the organism in Eukaryota, Metazoa, Cnidaria, Anthozoa, Malacalcyonacea, Nephtheidae. Gene Ontology annotation, molecular function: GTP binding.